AUGGUAGAGGCUCCAGAGUCAGCUGAGAUGAGCAGGUCGUUCAUAACUCGAACCAAAGCUUUCUCUACUGCCAUCGCAUCUGCUGUAUGGCUGUCUGGUGUCCCUGACCAGCACUGCUGUUUCUCCACCGUCUGUGCCUCUCUGCCGUGGCUUGAAAAUCCGAUUGGCCAUUUCCACAGUGCUCCGGGUCAAGAGAGUUCGCCCUCCAUUAUCCAGCCUCCCGCGUUGCGAACGGACUUGCCAUUUAUGGAUCCCGCAGAGGUCGAUUCGAUGAGAACGGCGAUCGCUCAGCAGGGCUCUUGGUUGGGCCAGCACACAGCCCAGUUAUCCUCCACCAAUCGAGAGAUAGACAAUCUCACUACCCGAGUCGCCGACCUCACCGCCUGUCUAGAUCAGCCCCGCCGCUAUGUCUCUGAACGCACCAAAGUGGCUUACGUCAUUACCCGUUUGGUCGGUAAGGCCCAUGAUUGGGCCACCGCUGUUUGGGAUUCCCAGGACCCCUGUUGCCGUUCUUUCGAGGAAUUCCGAGGUGAGAUGGAGAAAUUAUUUGACCGUUCUGUCCGCGGCGAUGCCGGGUGCACUUUGUGGAUGGACUUAUCGAUGGCAUUCAGGAUGAGAUUUCUUCACACAAAUUACCUGAGUCUCUGGAGGCUAUUAUUAAUCUGGCCCUCCGCAUUGAAGCUCGCAGCUCUACGACAACCCAGAACAUCCUUAUCUCCUCGCCAGUCACAGCCUUCUCCUAGCCCUGUUUUGUCUGAACGGACGUGUCUGUUUCGCGGUCAGCAGAUGGCACAGAUUACUCACUGCACUACUCCUGUACCGGCGGUCGAUUUGACCGGGGUCCCGGCGGAAUAUGCCAACAUCGGCCAGGUUUUCAGUAAAGCUCGGGCCACCUCCCUUCCUCCUCACUGGCCGUAUGAUUGUGCUAUCAAUCUCCUCCCAGGCACGACCCCGCCUAAAGGUAGACUUUAUUCUUUAUCUGGUCCAGAGAGAGAGGCUAUGGACAAAUAUAUAAAUGAUGCCCUUCGUGCUGGUCUCAUCCGACCCUCCACCUCGCCCGCAGGGGCGGGGUUUUUCUUUGUUAAGAAGAAGGACGGCUCCCUUCGUCCCUGUAUUGAUUACAGAGGAUUAAAUGAUGUUACUGUUAAGAAUCUGUACCCUCUUCCUUUAAUGUCAUCUGCUUUUGAGCUUUUACAGGGAGCCCAGUUCUUCACCAAGCUUGAUUUGCGCAAUGCUUAUCAUCUGGUACGCAUAAGAGAGGGGGAUGAAUGGAAGACGGCUUUUAACACCCCUACUGGACACUUUGAGUACUGCGUUCUGCCCUUCGGGCUCACAAACGCUCUGUCCGUCUUCCAAGCUCUGGUUAAUGACGUGUUGAGAGACAUGAUUGAUACAUUUGUCUUUGUGUAUUUAGAUGAUAUUCUCAUCUUUUCUCCCUCUAUGCAGGAACACACUCAACACGUCCGCAGAGUUCUUAGACGCCUGUUAGAGAACCAGCUGUAUGUUAAGGCAGAGAAGUGCGAGUUCCACCAGAAGUCGGUUUCGUUCCUGGGUUUUGUCAUAGCCGCUGGUGAGAUCCGCCCAGACCCCGCCAAGGUUAAAGCAGUCACCCAAUGGCCCGUUCCCGUGUCCCGUAAGGAGCUGUUACGGUUUCUAGGUUUCACCAAUUUUUACUGGCGGUUUAUCCGUAACUACAGCCAGGUUGCUCAGCCACUUACGGCUCUCCCUCAACUAAGACCAGGUUUGCUUGGAAUAGUGCGGCUUGGAAUAGUGCGGCUCAGGAGGCCUUUGAUAAUUUAAAGUCCCGGUUUAUCUCUGCUCCUGUUCUUUCUAUUCCAGAUCCAGCAGCCCAAUUUAUUGUUGAGGUUGGUGCUUCGGAUGUCGG
Molecule: messenger RNA, 1885 nt
Organism: Misgurnus anguillicaudatus (oriental weatherfish)
Lineage: Eukaryota; Metazoa; Chordata; Actinopteri; Cypriniformes; Cobitidae
Source: RefSeq, a predicted model, not a curated record